GUGCGUGUAACUCUCCGGAAACUGUUGGAUGGUUUUUAAGGAGACUACUUGAUCCGUUCCCUCUACUUAAUACAAGAAGAAUCCUCCAUAAAGAUUAACAUCAUUUGUCAAUGAGCGACAUUUAGAGAUGAAUUUGGAAACCUGGAACGCUGGACUGUCCGAAUUCUUGAUUGGGAAUAAUAUAGUGCUGGUUCUUUAUCUGAUUGUUGGAGUUUUCGGAAAUGGUCUUGUUCUUUUCAUCUACGUUGUACGAAUGACUAAAAAGAGCGAUGAUCGUUACUUUAUUCCUUCCCUGGCGGCGAUUGACGUUUGUGCAUGUGUCAUUGGAUCUUCGUACGCACUGGCCCUAAAUCUCCUGCCCGUUAGAUUUCCCGGGGAUUUCCUCUGUCGCAUUUUAUGGUUCUUCAGUCAAGCUUCUACAGUGUCUGGAGGGACCCUACUCCUGGUCAUCGCAAUCCAUCGCUACCUGAAGGUGUGUCGUCCGUUCUCCAAUACCUGGUCGUUGAGGAUCAAAAGACUGGUCAUUUUAGGAACAGUAACUGUUGCUACACUUCUAUCGAUUCCUACAAUUUUCUUGUAUGGGGAGAUACAAGUUGUUAAUGAUCGCUACAGUGAUAACAAUAUUACUUUAGUAGGACACAGAUGUGGCAACAAGGGUGAACCUUGGGCACUUUUAGGAUACAAUAUAUUUUUGUUUGUCUUUGCCGUCUCUGGGGUAGCCAUUAUUACUGUCUGUUAUAUUUCUAUUGCAAAAACCAUCUACAGUAAAGUCAUGAUUUACCGAAAAUCGGUGAGACGAAUAAACACUAUUCCAAAACCUGAAUUGUCAGUCUCAACCAUUUCUGACAUUAAACGAAAAAGUAAAAGUGUUGAAUCUUGCAGUAAUCAUCAACAUGAAGGAAAUGGGGAGUUCCACGAAAAUUCAAUCGAACACGACCAAGAAAAUAGCAAAGAAUUUCAAAAUACUCGCAAAAAAGAAAAGUCAAAUCACAAGAAGAGAAGGUCUCAGGACAUUUUAUUGAAUGCAAACAUUCCAGCGAUGAAGUACCACUUCACACAUUACAGAUACUCGUACAUGUUUAUGACAAUAACCAUUGUGUUUGUGAUCGCUUACUUGCCCCGGAUCAUCAUCAUGUUGCUAGAGUCUAUAUUUGGUAUAGAGUUUUGGAACAAACCGGACUCUGUUAUAAUAGGGUUGAUGUUUUUGUACAGACUGUAUAUUCUUAAUCACGUGGUUAACCCUUUUGUUUAUGGUUUCUUUGAUACCAGAUUUCGACAUGAAGUAAAACUUUUGCUUUGCCGACAUAGGAAGGGGUCUCUUCACCCAGACAGUCAAACUGGCCAACGAGAGUGAAGAAUAGACAGUCAAACAGGCCAAUGAGAGUAAAGAAUAGACAGUCAAACUGGCCAAUGAGAGUAAAGAAUAGACAGUCAAACUGGCCAAUGCAAAGAAAGAAUAGACAGUCAAACAGGCCAAUGAGAGUAAAGAAUAGACAGUUAAACUGGCCAGUGAGAGUAAAGAACAUGAAUAUCAAGGUGGUGUGUUAUGAAUUAUUUCAUUCUUAGAAUAAAAGGACAGAAGUCUGGAAUUCAAAACACAUCCAUAUAUAUAAUAAUAUGAUUUACUAUUAUCCCCCUGGCUAGUUUUCAUGAUGUGAAUUGACACUAACACAAAUUUAUAUCUGGAUUAUGUCACAAUUUUCUCUGUAUAAUUUGAAAUGGUCAUUAAUGUUGAUACACAGCAAAAAGUUUUUGACGUUCUGAGAAUUAAUUAACAUUAGCCUUUGAUGAAGUUAUGGAUAAAAUCCACUAGAUAUCGUGUACAGCAAUGUGUGGUAUAUCUUGUUUCCUUUUUAUGCUGAGGGAGUAUGCAGCUCUUCGUUAGGAAUAUUGUGCUUAAUGUCGUAAAGAAACACGAAAACACGGGAACAGAUUUUGUGCAAA
This is a messenger RNA of Saccostrea echinata, 1944 nucleotides long. RefSeq names its product alpha-2Db adrenergic receptor-like. NCBI's taxonomy places the organism in Eukaryota, Metazoa, Mollusca, Bivalvia, Ostreida, Ostreidae. The record is from RefSeq and is a predicted model, not a curated record. Gene Ontology annotation, molecular function: G protein-coupled peptide receptor activity. Gene Ontology annotation, biological process: neuropeptide signaling pathway. Bases 128 to 1354 code for a protein of 408 amino acids. Gene Ontology annotation, cellular component: membrane. The transcript has a single exon.